CCUCGGCCGCCACCGCCUUUUUCCCCAUCCCCCGUCUGCCCGUCCAAAUCGCUCCAAGAACACCACCUCUCUCCAUCUCCAUGGCCGCGCCUCUCCGCCGCCUCCUCUUCUCCCUAGCCCUCCUCCUCGCCGCCGCCACAGCCCCGGGCGCGGCGGCGGCGGCCGCCAGGCUCUCAACCUCCUACUACAGCCGCAGCUGCCCGCGCGUGGAGCAGAUCGUCUCCGACGUGGUCACCGCCAAGCAGCAGGCCAACCCUUCAACAGCGGCGGGCACGCUGCGGCUCUUCUUCCACGACUGCUUCGUGUCCGGCUGCGACGCCUCAGUCCUCGUCUCCCCGCUCUCCGCCGACCGCUCCCCGGAGCGGUCCGCGGAGAUCAACCUCUCCCUCCCGGGGGACGCCUUCGACGCCGUCGCCCGCGCCAAGUCCGCCCUCGAGGCCGCCUGCCCAGGCACGGUCUCCUGCGCCGACAUCCUCGCCCUGGCCGCGCGCGACCUCGUCGGCAUCCUCGGCGGGCCCCGCUUCCCGGUCUACCUGGGCCGCCGCGACGCGCGCCGCUCCGAGGCGACCGACGUCGAGGGCAACCUGCCCCGCACCAACAUGUCGGCGCGCGCCAUGGCCGUCCUCUUCGCGCGCAAGGGCAUCACGCCGCGCGAGAUGGUGGCGCUCGCCGGCGCCCACACCGUCGGCUUCUCCCACUGCUCCGAGUUCGCGCACCGCGUCUACGGCGACCGGCGCGGCCCGGACGGGUACGACCCGGCCCUGAACCCGGCCUUCGCGCGCGCGCUGCGGAGCUCCUGCGCCGGGUACGAGCGCGACCCCACCCUCUCCAUCUUCAACGACAUCGUCACGCCCAGCGUGUUCGACGAGCUCUACUUCAAGAACCUGCCCCGGGGCCUCGGCCUGCUCGCCUCCGACGCCGCGCUCUGGGAGUACGCGCCCACCAGGGUCUUCGUCCAGCGCUACGCCGAUAACCGCACCGCCUUCUUCAACGACUUCGCCGCCGCCAUGCAGAGGCUCGGCACCCUCGGCGUCAAGACCGGCCGGCAGGGCGUCGUCAGGCGCCAAUGCGACGUACUCGACUGAGAGAGACCGCCAGCAUCCGACCACCGGCGUUGCCUGAUGUUUGUACUGUCCCUAGUGAGAUUGAGCAAUGCUGCUGCUGCUGUAUUAGAUUGGAUUUUGGGGCAUGCUGUUUCUGAAUUCUGAGCUGAACGAACUUGUGAA
Molecule: messenger RNA, 1226 nt
Organism: Lolium rigidum
Lineage: Eukaryota; Viridiplantae; Streptophyta; Magnoliopsida; Poales; Poaceae
Product: peroxidase 31-like
Exons: 1
Coding region: 81-1085 (334 amino acids)
Biological process (GO): hydrogen peroxide catabolic process; response to oxidative stress
Molecular function (GO): peroxidase activity; heme binding
Source: RefSeq, a predicted model, not a curated record